Colletotrichum phormii is the source of this 617-nucleotide messenger RNA. RefSeq lists its product as uncharacterized. The record is from RefSeq and is a predicted model, not a curated record. Lineage: Eukaryota; Fungi; Ascomycota; Sordariomycetes; Glomerellales; Glomerellaceae. The coding region runs from base 64 to 318 and encodes 84 amino acids. The transcript is spliced from 2 exons.
UGAAGUACUAUCCUUACUGCGGAUACUCUAUUCGUACGUACGGAUACAGUAGGUUUUAGGCUGAUGCCGCCGUCAUCUUUUUCGCCUUUCUUACACUCAGAAUCACAUCAUCCGACAUCCGUAAGUUGGGGCACAGUCCAUCGUCUCAGCAUGAGAAGGAAUCCAGGCCAAGAGCGUAAGCCGAAAAGAAAAGCCUUGAGCAUGGACCCUCUUGGCCGGCACCACUGGGCAGCCUCGUUGGUCGGUUCGGGUCGGCCUGGGAGCCCUUCGCAUCGGUACGCCUCGUCUCAUCAUUCUUUCCAUUGCGGUCUCCAGUGAUCAGACGGGGCGGGAGGAGGAGGGGGUUGACCUUGACUCGAUGGCCAUGUGUGAAGUCAACUAAUGAAACGGGCAAAAAUACGCAACAGUACCUGAGAUAGUGAGGCUCUCUAGGCUGUUCACUGUGCUCAUCCGCCUUCUGGACUUGCGCGGCUGGUCCGGAAGCCUAGUGGGCAAUAUCCUUUUUGACUUUGCUGACCUCCACGAAGCCGAUAUUGCCAUACUGCAGGCAAUGUUGGGGAAUCCCGUCAGGCUGUCAAGCAGAAACCCGUGCUCCCCACGGCUCGACCGAAAGCGAG